AUGUCUGCCUCACGCCUAGCAUCCAGCUCGCGCCUCCUCCUGACCCGAUCUGUCCAGCCCGCAAGCCGUCUGGCGCUCCCGGUCAGCCUGGCUCGACCCGGACCCUCAUCUUUCCGAUCGCUCACCACCGCUCCAUCAGUCUCAAAGCGGGAUGCAGGGGAAGAGGGGAUACAUGCCAAGCUGGCGGCCAAGUUCCCAGGGAAGAGAUUAGAGGUUCAGGAUGUCUCAGGCGGAUGCGGCAGUUUCUACGCCAUUGAGAUCUCAUCCCCGGCUUUCAACGGUCUGUCGACGAUAAAACAGCACAAGCUGGUGAAUGAGUGCUUGAAGGAGGACAUCAAGGGGAUACAUGGUUUGCAGCUGAAGACAAUACCGGAAGAAGCAUGA
Molecule: messenger RNA, 384 nt
Organism: Dioszegia hungarica
Lineage: Eukaryota; Fungi; Basidiomycota; Tremellomycetes; Tremellales; Bulleribasidiaceae
Product: bola protein
Exons: 3
Coding region: 1-384 (127 amino acids)
Source: RefSeq, a predicted model, not a curated record